AUGAAAUUAGGUUAUAUUACAGCUGCUAUCUUAAUGGUAACAUCUGCGGUUCAGGCAAUUGUUCAUCCUGUUGAGGUUCGUGGAAGGCAUUUUUAUGAUUCAGUCACAGGAAAGCCUGUAAUUAAUACUAGGUACGAUCCUUUAUCCGAUGUUAAUAAAUGUGCCAGAGAUAUAUAUCUUUUUCAACAGCUUGGACUUAACACAAUCAGGGUUUAUUCAAUUAAUCCUGAUUUGGAUCAUGACAAGUGUAUGUCACUUUUAGCAGAUGCUGGAAUAUAUCUUGUGCUCGAUGUGAACUCCCCACUAGAUGGUCAACACUUAAAUAGAUAUGAGCCAUGGACUACCUAUAAUGAGAAGUAUAUGUCUCAUAUCUACAAGGUUAUAGCCCAGUUCUCCGCAUUUAACAACACCUUGGGAUUCUUUGGCGGAAAUGAGGUGGUCAACGACUACAUUUCUGCAAAAGCAGCUCCAGUCUAUAUUAAAGCUGUUAUUAGAGACAUGAAGGAAUUCAUGAAACUAAGCGGUUUGCGUAAAAUCCCUGUUGGCUAUUCAGCUGCAGAUGACCUCAACUUUAGAACGUCUCUUGCGGAAUACUUGGAAUGUUAUGCGGGCUCACCGGAUGACCAGAUAGACUUUUAUGGAGUCAAUACCUAUCAGUGGUGUGGUCAACAAACAUUUUACUCGAGUGGUUAUCAUCUCUUAGUGAGAGAUUAUGACAAAUUCAGUAAACCUAUAUUCUUCUCGGAAUAUGGUUGCAAUGAGGUAAUACCAAGAAGCUUUCAAGAAGUGGGUGCGAUAUAUUCCAGUAAGAUGUCAGAGGUAUUUUCUGGUGGAUUAGUAUAUGAGUUUGCACAGGAAGCCAAUAACUAUGGAUUGGUGGAUUAUGAUGACGAAGGAAACGUUAGACUUCUUCCCGAUUUUUAUAGUUUCCGAAAACGGUUAUCUGAAGCGCCAGCACCUCCUAUUUCUAAAUCAGACUUGGCAGUCAUUAACAGCAAAACUGGAGGUACCAUUCCGAGAAGGGGCGAUGACAGCGGUGACUACAAAUUCUGCUCGACGGAAUAUGCUAACCUAGAUGUUAGUAAAGGAUUACCUAAACCUGCUGCUAAGGGAAUUAUCAGAUCGUUUAUCAACCUACAAAGUCUUUAA
Messenger RNA from Brettanomyces nanus, 1149 nucleotides. RefSeq lists its product as uncharacterized. Gene Ontology annotation, biological process: fungal-type cell wall (1->3)-beta-D-glucan biosynthetic process. Gene Ontology annotation, cellular component: fungal-type cell wall; cytoplasm. Gene Ontology annotation, molecular function: 1,3-beta-glucanosyltransferase activity. The transcript has 3 exons. Lineage: Eukaryota; Fungi; Ascomycota; Pichiomycetes; Pichiales; Pichiaceae. Bases 1 to 1149 code for a protein of 382 amino acids. The record is from RefSeq and is a predicted model, not a curated record.